Molecule: messenger RNA, 1395 nt
Organism: Zingiber officinale
Lineage: Eukaryota; Viridiplantae; Streptophyta; Magnoliopsida; Zingiberales; Zingiberaceae
Product: transcription factor PCF2-like
Exons: 1
Coding region: 16-1230 (404 amino acids)
Cellular component (GO): nucleus
Molecular function (GO): DNA-binding transcription factor activity; sequence-specific DNA binding
Source: RefSeq, a predicted model, not a curated record
UAACUUAUACGCGUUAUGCCCCGCACCGUCGGAUCGAGGUCAUCGAGAGAAACGGAAGAUGGGGGACCCAUCAGAUCAGACGGCUCACAGCGCGAGAAGUUGGGAGCAGGCCAUUUGAUCUCUUUUUCUAGCCGUCCGAUCUUUGCUGGGGGCCCACUUGGUUUACCAAAGAAUAAAAUGGAGAGAGGUGGUUCCCAGGGUUUAGUUGUUUAUCUGCAACCCCAGAGAAAGGAACAACCGAGGCAUCGGUGGCGAUUGCGGGCGGCGGAGGCAGCAAUGGAUUCUCCGGCGAUAGAAGACGUGGGCGGCGCAGGCGCGAGUAGUGGCGCAGCGGGAAGCAGCUACGGCGGCGGAGGGGGAGGAGGACAGGUGCACCGUCUUAUCGCGCCGAAACGGGAGCCCAUGGCGUUCCUGGGGAUCGGCGCGCUGCCUAUCAUUCGGCGGCCCGCGCCGAGGACUAAGGACCGGCACACCAAGGUGGAGGGGAGGGGGCGGCGGAUCCGGAUGCCAGCCGCCUGCGCUGCUCGGAUCUUCCAGCUAACACGAGAGCUAGGGCACAAAUCGGACGGCGAGACCAUCCGGUGGUUACUCCAGCACGCGGAGCCGGCCAUCAUAGCGGCCACGGGGACCGGAACCGUCCCGGCCAUAGCCACUGUGGUCGACGGUGCGAUCAAAAUCCCCACAGAGGCUCCUUCCUCGUCCUCAUCGGCGGGCCUGGCAUCUACCUCCGGGGACGAGGAGUCCGCCGCGAAGCGGCGGAAGAAGCUUCAGCCAACGCGAGCGUCGGUCGGGUCCACCGCAUCCGCGCUCGCCCCGGUCGCCGCGUUCUAUCCGGUCCAAGACCCUCUGCUACAAGGUGGAGGUGCUGUCUCCAUAUCGACGGGGUUGGCGCCGAUCUCUCCGACCGGGGUGGUGCCGAUGUGGGCAGUGGGCGGCACGGCCGCUGCGUCCAGCGGAGUGAGGUUGCUACCACCGGGAGCGCUGUGGAUGAUGCCGCAGGCGACUGGGGAGGCGUCCGGACAGGCGCAGAUAUGGGCGUUCCCUCCCGCCUCGCAGUUCAUCAACCUCGCCGGAACGCCUCCCGUUGCCGCGACGUAUCCAGGCGGUUUGGUCGCCUGCAGCAACACAGAAGGGAGGAAGCAAGAGUUGCAUCUGAUGGGAGGGACCCCGCCGGAGGCGGAGGAAGACGAGUCGGAGGCGCCGUCGGAGUCGGAGGAGGACGAGGUCUAGGUUUUCGUCGUUUUCCCCAAUUUAAUUUCGUCCCUAAUUAAACUCGGAUGCAAAAAUCCGCCUAUGUUUUUUUUUUUGCCGCUUGGGAAGGCGCGCACGUGCGCUCGUGAGAGAGCGGAAUGUAAUUUUCAAUUCAUUGAAUAUUUUUCUGCAUUAUUAACUUCA